Molecule: messenger RNA, 4534 nt
Organism: Saprolegnia parasitica CBS 223.65
Lineage: Eukaryota; Oomycota; Saprolegniomycetes; Saprolegniales; Saprolegniaceae
Exons: 7
Coding region: 1-4482 (1493 amino acids)
Source: RefSeq, a predicted model, not a curated record
AUGCUGCUUUGUCGGUGGAUAGCGCCUGCGCUGGUCCUUGCGGCCUCUGCCCUCGGCGCCGACGUCAAUGACACGAGCCUCAACGCGACGCAGGUCGUCUCGCCCGCGGCUGCCUGCCCGCUCCUCCUCUGCGAUCCGAUCGCAUCGUCGCCAGCAGCGUGCGUCGUCGCAGCGCCCAUCACGUUCGAGUGCUACGACGCGCCGCUGCUGUGCAACUGGGAGUCGCCGCGCGACGUGGUGCUGAACGCGGCCAUCUCGAUGACGUCCAACAGCACGACGUGCGACGUCGAGGUCGUCUGGCGCAUCGCUGGGAGCGCCCACUUUACCGAGAACGCGUCGAUCGCGGUCACGACGCUCAAUCUCUUUGCAGACGACUUUCACAUGUCUAGCGAUGGCAUCCUCUUCGCCGAGCACAAGAUGACCAUAUCGGUCGAGAAACAGCUGCGCAUCGACCAAGACGCGUCGCUUGUCGCUGGUGGCGAAGAACCUGGCAAGUCGGGCGGGCACGUCAACAUGUCGGCGUCGUCGCUCAUCUUGCACGGAUCCAUCAAGGCGUCGGGCGGUGACGGGCAGUGCGUCGACGGCGUUUGCUUGGCCGGUGGUUCUGGUGGCCAGGUCACGCUCAUUUACAACUCCAUCGCGGAGGAAAUUGGCCACAUUUACGUCUCGGGCGGCGCGAAUCCCCUCACGCUCUCGUCGCAAGUCGCGUCGUACAGCGGCAGCCGCGACGACCUCGACGACUCGAUCGUGCUGCCCGUGUGCCUCACGGGCGCGGCCGGGCGCCUCUUGCGCAUCCACACGUCGACCAACGGCACGCGUGACGGCGUCCUCCUCAUCUCGAACGCGUUCAACUCGAUGGACUACUUUGGCGACCUCUUGCCGCUGAGCAAGGUGCGCUGCGCGGUGACGCCACUGACUCUAGCCGAGAUUGACCCGAGUGUCAAGUCGGUGACGCUCGAGGCCGAGGCGCUCGUGCACUUCGAAGACAGCGCGUCGUGGGGGCUGCACGGCGACUCGGAGCUCAUCCUCGAAGACGCGACGCUGGUCGUCAAGUCGAACGCGAUCCUCUCGGUGCUCGUCAAGCAGCUCGUGGUCCGGGGCACGUCGACGUUUGUGGCGCCGCACGGCUUGCACGUUUCGGCGGCGAUCGUGUCGAUCGACUUUGGCGCCCAAAUGCACCUCGGGUACUCUGCCACGUCGACGAUCCUCGCCUCGGACGGCAUCCACAUUGACGGCAACAUUACGAGCAACGUGGCGGCGGCCGUGUGGACCAACACGGACCCGACGGGGCAGCUCAUUCUCGAGAGCAAGCGAGACCUCGUCAUCUCGGGGUACGUGUCGAUGCCGACGGUGUACGCGGCGGCCGACGCGGCGCUCAUCGUGUCGGGCGAGCUCGAGUCGCGCAAGCGCAUGAACAAGACGGACCCCGUCGAGUAUCAGCUCUGCUCGAGCAUGCACUCGGCGGCCAGCAUUUUGAGCAACUAUACGAUCUCACUCUUUAGCGGCGGUCCGAUUGUCCUCGGCGCAGAAGCCAAGCCUGGCGCACUCACUGGCGCCGCCUUGCUUCUCUGCACCGACCACGCCGUCACGGUCGGCUCCAACUUUCGCUUGUCGUCGAGCGGAUUUGGGUACCCGGCCAACCACGGGUACGGCCACGGCGACUGCUCCCACGCGCUCGGGUCGGGCGGUGGCUACGGCGGCAACGGAGCCGACUCGUUUGUGACGCGGCGCCGGCAGUCGAAGCCAAUUUCCAUGGCCAUCGGCGGCCUUUCGUACGGCACCCGCCCGAGCACGGGUCUUCUAGGGUCGGGCGGCGGCUGCGACGGCGGCGGUGCGGGUGGUGGUGUCAUUGUCCUCGGCGCCCACCAUCUCAACUUGAACGGCACGAUUGCCGCCGACGGUAUGAGCGGCAACAACGGUGCCGGUGGCGGCUCGGGGGGCUUUGUCAGUCUUGUCGUACCCAACGGACUCAGCGGACACGGGUCGCUGUCCGCCUCGGGCGGUAACGCGUCCUGCGCAGACGAGCGCUUGACGGUCAACACGUCGCAGACGCUCUGCGGCGGUGGCGGCGGCGGCGGCCGACUGCGUCUCCAAGGCUGCACCGACUUUACAGAGUGCGCCAACGAGUUUUCUGGCGAGUACCACGUGCAGGGCGGUAGCAGCGACACGAAGCUACCGGCACCGAUCGGGAGCAUUGGGACGUACUUUGGUUUUCCGUGUCCACCGGGGUACGGCGGCCUCCUGUGCCGCGCCUGCCCUAUCGGAACGUUCAAGGAAGAACGUGGCAGCGACGAGUGCAUCCCGUGCCGCAACGCGCCGCCCGACUCGCAUUACACCCUGACGGGCGAAACCUCGACCGAGUGCACGUGGUCGUGCGACCCGGGGUACACGGGGUUGCACUGCCUCUCGCCCCUCGAAGACUUUUUCGAGAUGUUUGGCGGUAAGCUCGUCGUCGGCGUCAUUGCGCUUCUGCUCCUCUUGAUCAUCGUCGCCGUCGGCUACAUCUUCAAGCGGGACCCGUACGUCAAGUACCGCACCGGUGGCGAGACGGACCAUCUGCUCGUGAUUCCGCCGGCCAAGCGUCCGUGGUACUCGCUGCGCUGCUGCCGCAUCGGCCACUGGAUCUGGCCGCGCGUCGGGUACCCCAAGCUCCAGGAGCGCGACUUGAAGGACCACAUUGCGCGACUGUACUUUUCGGGCAACAACACGCAGGAGGCGCCGCUGCUGCUGCGGACGACCGUCCCGUCGAUGCUGGAACCGGUGCUCAAUAAGGAGGCGUUUGCGGCGCUCGCCGUGCAGAUCAACAAGACGCUGGCCUUCUCCACGAGCGGCAGCAUCCUCUACACGCUCGUGCGCUGGCUCUGCUACCCGUUCGCGUCCGACGUCCUUCUCUACCGCCGGCACAAAAAGUUCAAUGCGCUCAAGCGGCUCUUGGCCAAGUACGACCACGCGUGCAUGCAGGGUCCUCGGGCCCGCGCGCUCCUCAACGCGGUCAAGGUCGGCUACAGCCACGACUACUCGCUCGCGUACCUCGAGCUCCUCCACAAGGAGUACAGCAGCUCGUCGUGCGUGCCCAAGUCGGGGUGGCUCGUCGGGAAGCCCCGUCUGCCACUCGUGCUGCUCUUUGCCGGCCUCGGCAGCUACGAGUCGCCGCUGUGCUUGGACCCGAACGACCUCCUCGUGCGGUCGCUGCCGCAAGCGCCAGAGCUCGACGCGUUCAUCGACGACCAGUGGAUCGAAGUUGUCGCCGAACUCAACGCGCUGUUGCGGAUCGUCGACACGAGCGACGACGCCGAGUGCGCUCUGCGUCUCCAGGCCGUCGCCGACUUUUGCCACGACCAAGGCAUCAAGCGGUCCCUCGGGGGUCUCCAGAUGGCCCUUGGCCGGUUCUACCCCCACGGCGACGCCAAGCUCGGCUUCCAAUGGGGUCUCUUUCUGACUACGACCAAGUACGAAGCCGCCAAGUAUGCGUCGGCCAACGACCAGAUGAAGACGCAGCAGGCGCGGCGGCACGACUACUCGGCGCUGCCCAGCAUUCGCGAAGCGGCGCUCUCAAGUCCACGGACGCUGGCGCAGGCCGCUGCGUUGACGGCGCCAACCACUCUGUAUGGCAACACGAGCAGUGGUACCAACUCGACGAGCUCCACCAUGCCGCUUGGCAGCAGUAGCGCUGGUGGCAGUCCCGCAGUGCGCGUCGCCGAUUACGUCGGCGCAAUCGACGAGUCGCUCCCGAUCCCAGGAGUCAUAAUGAGCAGCGCCGACUUUCAGCAGCACGCGAUGCACGUCAUGGAGAAGGAGACGACGUCGCUCCGGCACCGGCUCUGGGCGCGCGUCAAGCCCGCGAACGUGGCCAAGCCGCCCGACACGUCGUUCCACGGCUGGGGCGUGUUUGUCUCACUCAUUGUGCUCGUCGUCGCGGACCUCGUCACGACGAUGGGCAUGCUCGUGAACCUCAAGUGCGUCGAGAACGGAACCGAGGUCCCAGCGUGCACGAAAUCGGUGGUCUAUCCCGUCUUGCUGGUCUACCCGCUCGCGAUUCUGAUUGCGCCCGUGACUGGCAUCAUCUCGCUGGCCAUGGGGUCGGCGCCCUUUGCGCGCAAGUACGCGCUCUGGAACUCGUGCUCGCUCCUCAACGUGCUCGUGGCCAUCGUCAUCUGCUAUGUCAAAUCCGACAAGCUCGUGGCGCUGUACGUGACGCGCCCGCUGCCGCUUCUGCCCGUGACGCUGCUGCUGCUCAAGGCCGGCGAGGCGAUCGUGGUCAACAUUUACAUUGCCGACAUGGAGUCGAACCGGCGUCGGCGCGGGUGGCGCGGCCUCAUGAAGCGGCGCGACUCGGACACGUCGUCGCCGCCGGAUUCGCCCUACAACUCGCCGGUGCAGAACCGACCGGAUGCGCUCUUGUUCAUGCCGACGUUCAAGGAGCCGAGUAGCGACGCCAAGGCACGGUAUGGGUCGACACACCACCAUUUCGGUAGCAUUUAGCUUGUCGCCUGUUAAGCAAUGCACAAUAUGCAACUCGAAAGACGGAAGGCAG